Messenger RNA from Platichthys flesus (European flounder), 1501 nucleotides. RefSeq names its product WD repeat-containing protein 82-like. Gene Ontology annotation, molecular function: protein binding; chromatin binding. Lineage: Eukaryota; Metazoa; Chordata; Actinopteri; Pleuronectiformes; Pleuronectidae. The transcript has 9 exons. The record is from RefSeq and is a predicted model, not a curated record. Bases 236 to 1183 code for a protein of 315 amino acids. Gene Ontology annotation, cellular component: Set1C/COMPASS complex.
GAAGAAGAAGAAGUACGGGUUGGAGCAACAUGGCCGCUUGUUGUUUACACAAUGAAAUAUGGCUGUUUUUUAAUGUCUGAAUGAAAACAUGAGCACUGACCUCGAGUCGUGGCCCCCUUAGGAAAGUAGCAGACAAACAGCAGAAAUGACUCCCAGGCUCCAUUAGAUCAGAACAGAGGUCCCCGUGCGGGUCGUGGUUUACGGGCCGUGUUGAUGUUUCUGAGCCGCAGCAGACAUGAAGAUCACGGACGGUGUGUUGCGGAGCUUCCGAGUAGCCCGGACCUACAGAGAGAACUCCCAGAAAGUCAACUGCGUGGACUUCAGUCCGAAUGGACAACAUGCGAUAUCCAGCAGCGACGACGACUGCAUCGUGUUGUAUGACAUCCAGGAGGGAAAACCCAAACGUACUCUGUUUAGCAAGAAGUAUGGAGUGGACCUCAUCCGCUACACACAUGGAGAUACACAGACGGUGGUCUACAGCUCCAACAAACUAGACGAUACCAUACGAUACCUGUCUCUGAGUGACAACAAGUACAUCCGCUACUUCCCCGGACACACUGCAAGGGUUAUUGCGCUCUCCAUGUCUCCAGUGGAUGAUACGUUUAUCUCAGGCUCACUGGAUAAGACGAUCCGGAUCUGGGACCUGCGCUCUCAAAACUGUCAGGGUUUGACCAAUCCACUGGGGAAACCUGUUUGUUCCUUCGACCCUGAUGGGCUGAUAUUUGCCGCAGGGGUGGAAUCACAGGCAAUUAAACUUUACGACCUUCGUGCUUUCGACAAGGGUCCAUUCGCCUCCUUUGAGUCGAGGUUUAAUCGCGUCUGUGACUGGACGGGACUCAAGUUCAGUAACGAUGGGAAACAGAUUCUCAUCUCGACAAACGGAGGGAUGAUUCGUGUUGUCAAUGCAUUCAAUGGAUCUGUGCUGCACAACUUUUCUGGCUACAACAACAGUAGGGGCAUCUCCCUGGAGGCUUGCUUCACUCCAGACUCACAGUUUGUUAUGAUCGGCUCAGAGGAUGGGAGAGUCCAUGUUUGGAGCACUGAGAGCGGGAUGAAGGUGGCCGUGCUGGAUGGGAAACAUACAGGACCCAUCAACACGCUGCAGUUUAACCCCAGAUACAUGACGUUUGCCAGCGCCUGCACGAGCAUGAACUUUUGGCUGCCGUGCAUUGACGACUUGUAGAGGGAGUGGAUCCUCGUAUGUUGCAACACAUGGCCAUCAUGAAGCGAUGCAGGGAUACCUUCAUGUGUAUUUUGUCACAAUAAGAACACUGGUGUAAUAGUUAAUUGGUAUUGUUAAACAUUUAUCAUAAGUAUUUUACAGUAUUUAAAAAAAUUAUGCUACUGCAACUGAAAAACAUGUUUUCUGUAAAUUUUUUAUUGUUUUUAUAGAAUCCAAAUUCUCAAUUUUUUUACAUUUUUAACCAUUUGUCAUGGUGUGUCUUGUAUAAUGUAUGUGAAAUAUUUUCUGUGUUUUUAUCAUUAAACAUUUUGAUAUGAA